AUGUGGAAGCAUUGUGUCGGUGAAGACAAUCCCGCAGAUUUGAUAACCAGAGGGAUCUCGGCACAUCGUUUGGUGGAGGAGGAUCUUUGGUGGCACGGUCCAAAAUGGCUGAAGGAUGAUCCUUCUGAGUGGCCAAAUGCCAAUGGUUUCAACGACACUGACGUCGAGUUGCGAAAAUCUUCCGCAGGGAAACAAAACGAACUCGUUCUCCAAGUCUAUUCGCAAUUCGUCGAAGCUAUUAUAGAUGUCCAGAGGUUUAGUUCGUUGGACCGGCUUAUGAGAGUGACCGCAUACGCCCUCCGUUUUACGUCAAACUGCAGGAACCUAAAUCAGAAGUUAGAGGGACCUCUUUCUACGAACGAGCUGCAUGAAGCGAAGUUUUAUUGGGUCCGCGUUGUACAGCAUGAAGUCUACGACCUCAAGAAAGGAAAAAACAAUUCACAAUCGUUUCUCUUGAAAGAUCUGCCAUUUUUUGAAGACGAACUACGAGUCAUUCGGUUAAAGGGACGGUUGCAACACCUAGAAGAUAGCGACCGAGUGAAGUACCCCAUUAUAUUACCUGCCGAGCAUCAUUUCACUACCUUGCUUGUACAGUGGGCUCAUGAGCGAGUGUUUCACGGAGGAGUGGAAUCCACCUUGGCGGAACUACGAGAACAGUUUUGGGUGCAACGGGCCCGCCAGACGAUCAAGAGAGUUCCCAAGAAGUGCACCUUAUGUGCACGAUUUAGAGCUCGGAGAGUAGCCGUACCAACGGCUCCGCUACCUGGCUUCCGCGUAGCAGCAAGUGAACCAUUCCGCACUGUUGGGGUUGACUUUGCGGGCCCCCUGUAUGGAAGAAAGAGCACAAACAAGUACUAUAUCGUCCUCUUUACCUGCGCAGUGACGAGGGCUGUACACCUUGAGCUCACACCAUCUAUUACAGCUGAAGCAUUUCUCAUGAGCUUAAGGAUGUUCGUGGCAAGAAGAUGUGUACCGACGACUAUCUAUUCGGAUAACACCCGCAGCUUCAAGCGAGCGGACAAGGAGCUGCGGGCACCCUGGAACACGACAAAGGAUCUUCAGGUGAAUGACUACCUGACACAUCAAAACAUCACCUGGAGAUACAUCUUGCCCGGAGCCCCCUGGUGGGGGGGCUGGUGGGAAAGACUCGUCCGGACAGUGAAGACUGCUCUUCGUAAAGUUCUGGGGAAAACGUCACUCGGCUUUGAAGAACUCAGAACAGUAAUGACCGAAGUUGAGGCGGUUGUCAACUCCAGGCCACUCACGUAUGCUAGCUGCAGUCCGGACGACUCAAACGUAUUAUGUCCAUCUCACUUUCUCGUGGGCAAGAGAGUUAUCGCCCUGCCGACGCAGCCAGCAACACAGUACGACGACCAAAACCAAUCAACGAAAGAUCAACUGACGCGUAAAAUGCUCUACAGAGAAAAGUUGAUGCAGCACUUUUGGAGACGCUGGAGACGCCAGUAUCUCUUGCAGCUCCGGUCAUCACAUCAUUUUGAUUCUACGUCCUCCAAGAGGCUACUACCGGGCGACGUAGUUGUGAUUGAAAGCAACAGGCCGAGGAACCUAUGGGACAUCGGCAGAAUCAUGGAAACCUACGAAGGUCAGGAUGGUCACGUAAGAUCGUGCCUCCUUAAACGCCAAGAUGGCAAGACAACGAAAACGCCCGCACAGCAUCUCUACCAUCUUGAAGUAUGA
Messenger RNA from Ornithodoros turicata, 1698 nucleotides. RefSeq lists its product as uncharacterized. Gene Ontology annotation, biological process: DNA integration. The record is from RefSeq and is a predicted model, not a curated record. Bases 1 to 1698 code for a protein of 565 amino acids. NCBI's taxonomy places the organism in Eukaryota, Metazoa, Arthropoda, Arachnida, Ixodida, Argasidae. The transcript has a single exon. Gene Ontology annotation, molecular function: nucleic acid binding.